CCGUAGUCAAUGCGUUCGGUGGUGUUCCAGAGCCGAUCAAGCAGCCCCUACUCCACGUCCAGCUAGUCCACUUCCGUCACACCGUUCAAAGUUCUUCCGAUUUGAAUUCAGGCCACCUUCGGUGACCCCAGACCGCCCUCCCCCCUUCUUGUACAUCGGAGUAAUCGCUUGACAUGGAGAUCAUCCUGCGACUGCUGGCCUUUGCGCUGAAUGCCUUCGGCAUGUUGGUGAACAAAAUUCUGGAUCUGGUGAUGGUCCGCAGGCCUCCCAACUGUCCGCCCAUCAGUGAUCCCCUGCUGAACAGAUCCGUCGUUGAGCUGGCCACCCAAUUGCGUCGCGGCGAGAUUAGUUCGGUUCAGUUGGUCAGUGCGUACAUCGCACGUGUCCGAGAAGUGAAUCCCUCCCUGAAUGCCGUGGUCGAUGAGCGCUUCAAGGCGGCCCUGACUGACGCACGGCUCGCCGAUGACUUCAUAGCCCGUGCCAGCACAGAGUUCGAUCGGGUGGCCCUGUACACGCGAUACCCGAUCCUGGGUAUCCCAUUCACCGUCAAGGAAUCGUGCGGCGUUAAGGGCCUGUCCUAUUCCGUGGGCAGCAUUAUCCGCAAGGACAUGAAGGCCGCCAAGGAUGGAGAUGUGGUGGAGCUCCUCCGUGCCGCCGGCGGCAUUCCGCUGCUCGUCUCCGCCACUCCCGAGUUCUGCAUGAGCUUCGAGACGAGCACCGUGAUCAAUGGGCGCUGUCUAAAUCCCUACGACAUGCGUCGGACUUCGGCGGGCUCCUCCGGAGGCGAGGGAACGCUCAAUGGCUGCGGUGCCACCACCUUUGGCGUUGGCUCUGACAUUAGUGGCUCCAUCCGUUUGCCCGCGUUGUUCUGUGGAGUUUUCGGGCACAAGCCGACGGGGGGCCUGACAUCGGUCAAGGGUCACUUUCCCUACUCGCUGACGGACAAGAGUUUCCCCGACAUGCUGCAGAUUGGACCCAUCACACGCUUUGCCCGCGACAUGCCGCUGCUCCUCGAGAUCAUGGCGGGAGACAACAAGCACAAGCUGAAGAUGGAAGAAACCGUGCCCCUUAAGGACAUAAAGAUCUACUAUUCUUAUGGCUAUUCGGGCCUGAACUCUUUCACCCAUCCCGUGGUGGACUUUGAGAUCAAGAUGGCCGUCACGAAAGCAGUGAAAUGCUUUGAGAAAGCUGGCAUCAACGCCAAAAAGAUGGACUUCAGUUUCCUGAGUAACUCCUUGGAGAUUGCCUUGGUGUCUCUGGUGGAUCUGAAGGGCUUGCCCAGCAUUGUGACACAGCGACCCGAUCGUCCGCCCUCCAUGCGCCUCUUGAUCAUGGAGUUCAUGAACAGCCUCAUCGGGCACUCGCUGUUCACCAAGGAGGCAAUGUUCCUGGAGUUGAUGCAACGCUUCAAUGGACUUAUGGCCUCUGGGAACAUGCAAGAAUACCGCGAUGAAGUGAAAAAGAUCAAAGAACACAUAAUUCAACUUUUGGGCGAUCGCGGUGUCCUGCUGCUGCCGACCUUCCACACGAGCGCGCUCUGCUUCCACACCUCCGUUCUUAAUACGACGGGCAUCGACAACAUGUUGCUCUUCAAUAUCCUGGGUCUGCCGGCCACCCAUGUGCCAAUGGGCCUUAACCAGCGCGGCAUGCCAAUUGGCAUCCAGGUGGUGGCGGCUCCCUACCAGGACAAGCUCUGUCUGCAGAUUGCCGCCGAGCUUGAGGCCGUCUUCGAGGGCUGGGUGCCACCAGUGCCGCAUGCAAUUAAUUCUAAGUGAAAUUUCCAGUUAAGUUAAGGUUUGUGGUUUAGUUCAUUUGAUUGUUUAAAAGUUCAAUGACGGAUUGUUUAAUAUACUCGUACUCGAGCGGCCAGACGGCACUUGAAGUCGAAAUGGUAAUUGCUAUCAUUAUCAUUAUCUUAACGAUCUACCGUCAUAUAAUUCAUCACAAUCAUACGAUUAUAAUUAUUGCAACGAAAUAAAAGACAAAUUAUGACCUUUUUCAUUA
Messenger RNA from Drosophila persimilis, 2004 nucleotides. Its product is annotated as fatty-acid amide hydrolase 2-B. Lineage: Eukaryota; Metazoa; Arthropoda; Insecta; Diptera; Drosophilidae. The transcript has 6 exons. The record is from RefSeq and is a predicted model, not a curated record. Bases 174 to 1775 code for a protein of 533 amino acids.